UUUUGAAGGCCAGACCGCGAACAUCCGGUCCCGCGCGAGCGUCACUGCGAUUGGCCUGACGGCGCCUCUCGUGUUUCUGAUAAAAGCUUCUUAUUCGGGGCGAAGGAAGGCAGACAUGGAGGAGCUGAGCGCCGUGGGAGAGCAGGUCUUUGAUGCCGAGUGCAUUCUGAACAAACGGCUGAGAAAGGGAAAGUUGGAGUUUCUGGUGAAGUGGAGGGGAUGGUCGUCCAAACACAACAGCUGGGAGCCGCAAGAAAACAUCCUCGACCCGAGACUGUUGGCUGCGUUCAAUAAGAAAGAGCAAGAAAAGGAGCUUCUGAUACGUAAGAAAGGAAAAAGGCCGAGGGGACGACCGCGGAAAAUCCUAGAAAAUGUGCCCGAGGCUCAAAAGUCCAGCAGCUCUUCAUCUGGCUCCUCGUCAUCGUCCUCUGAUUCCUCGUCCUCCUGCUCCUCCUCUUCAUCCUCAUCAGACGACGAUGAUGACGACGACAGCCACGUCAAACAGGCCGCCCCGAGCACCAGAGCGCGAGAUCUUCAUCCCGUCCCGCAGAAGAAGGCGCAGAUUGUCGUGGCAAAGCAGGAGCCCCCAAAGAAACGGAGCAGGAAGCCUCCGCCCCCCGACGUGAAGGAAUUCCAGCAGAACAAGGGCCCUCGCAAAAUGUCCAAAGAUACAGAUCUUCCAGGAGCAAUCAAGAAGCCGGUUCACCCGGCGAGCUUCACCUUCAUGGGCUUCCAUCGAGCCUCGGGUCGGGAGUUGGCGGGCGGUCCGAACAGGAGCCCUGUGACCCAGGGUGGGGCUGUGAAAAGCUCUGUGGUAUCUGGCAGGUCAGUCCAGCCGGCCUCUCCCGCCGUGAACAAAUCCAACCCGAGCAGGAACGCCACCGAGGGAAAGGUGUCUGUCUCCAGCAUGAACAGCGGGGCAAGUCUGGAUUUGAAAGCAGCUGCUAGUAAAUCAAAAGGAGUAGCGGCGUUGAAUUUGAAUACAUCCAAACACCCGACCCAAGGAACCACUCAGCAUACACUAAGUUCCCCCAACGGACAAAAGAAACCGCAGUCCCCUGUGUCCACGCUGCAGCGGAUACCCAAUACUAAAGCAGUGGCAGCCUUACAGCCCAAGAACGCCUCCUCCAACCAGGGUUCUGGCAUUCAGCCUCUCAACCUCCAGAACAAGCUGGUGCAGAGCAGUGAUGCUCCUGGAAACGGCACCGCCCCGGUGUCAGGCCUGAGGAACGCAACAAAUCCAGCAAGGAAAACUGCCGUCACAAAUCAGGAGUAUAAUCCUCCAAAGAGUCUGUCGACCCCGGGAAGACUGCAGACGAGGAAGAACCAGCCCGGAGCAGACAAGGUCAAGGAGGCGACAGAAAUCCAGACCCCCAGAGUCCAAGGCAGGCUGGAGAAGAGCGGCGUGCAGAAAUCCUCCACGGAGGUCCAGAGCCAGCAGGACAGAUCGGCCUCCAAAGAUGGCAAGAAAGCCAAAAUGAACGACAUGAGCACGGGCGAAGACGAGAGCAGCUCAGAGUCCGACCAGGACUACGCUGGACAGAAUCCCUCGGUCACGGUCCAGAACCAGGACUGGAAGCCGACACGGAGUCUCAUAGAGCAUGUGUUCGUAACGGAUGUCACUGCUAAUCUUGUUACGGUCACGGUCAAGGAGUCGCCAACCAGCGUGGGCUUCUUCAGCAUCCGCAACUACUGACAGAACUCCACACAGUGCAAACCAGAUGGGAUUCUGGGGGUUCGGAUGGGAAACUGGAUAAACAUUUGGCCGGAGAAUUUCCCCCUCCCCCCGAGGUUCAUUUGCUCUUCCUCUUCUUUUUUUUUUAGGAAAGACCAAUUUUUAGGUUUAAACAAAAAGAAAGAUAAACAUCAGUUCUUGAUUGUGAUUAUUUAUUUUCUCAUGCCUUGUGCAGCGGAGGAACAGAAAUGCACGAGGAAUGCAUUUCAAACGUGCAUCGUUACGAUCCCGGACACAAAUAACUUAUUCAUCACAUCCAUUUCCAAAUAUCAAGAUAAAACUCCCAAAUGUAGGUUUUUGAAUCUAUGUGAAACAUUCAUACACACAUUCAUGUUGCUCCCGAUUCAGUUCUGUCACAACAGAAGACACAGAUGAGAGGAAUGUCUUUAAAGGGAGAGUGCACCCCAAAAUUGAAAUUCAAGUCAUUAUCUCCUGACCUCUGCUGAUUUCUGGAGUUUCACAGCAGAACAGCGUUGUAGCAUUCUCCUAAACAACUGAAGCUGCUGGGGUUUGGUUCUAAAAUAUAAUAAAACAGAACAUAAAUAAAUGAAAUGACUUCAUACUGCUCAUCUGGCAUAAUCCAUAAAGUCUCCGGAAGAUCUAAGAAUUGUUUACAUACUAAGCUAAAAGCGUUAGCGUCCAGUUUGAAGUUGGUGCAAGAGCUUGACUUUCUGUCAAGGAUGUAAAUAUAACAUCUUCUCAAGCAUCUCAGGGCUUCCAGAGACUUGGAUGAGCUGCAUGAAGCCAUUUUUACGUUUAUUUAUCUUUUAAAAUGAGUCCCCAGCUACGUCAGCUGUUCAGGAGAGUGCUCUAACACUUUUUCUGCCGUGAAGCUCCAGAAAUGUUCUGUGGACUACUUAACUUCACCCGCCUUUCCAUCGGCAUGAGGGUAGCAGAUAAGGAUUCACAUUUUUGGGUGAACUUUUCCUUUUAGUAAAGAAGUAAAAAAAAAGGGUAGACAUGAGCAGGAGGGCUAGCUUCUUUGAUGGGUAGCAGACAUAUAGUUCAGAAUGUGUCAGUGUUGUGAAUCCAUAUCAAUCAAUAGCUAAUGUAAAGCAGUUUUAAUUCUUAGUAUAUAGUAUUGUUUAUUUUUUUAAAUGUUUCAUAAAUUAGCUACCUCUUCUGUUUACUUCAGCGUUUGCUGCAUAUGUAUAUUCAAUUCUCGUGGGACUGGACAGCCUCUCCCUCCAGGGUAAACCAUGACUGUGUCCAUAUAUAUUUUUUUUUUAUAUCGCUCUAAAUGUAUCAUGCUCUUUAGUACCAGCGACCUGCAGACAGCCGCUGUGUUGAACUUCGUGCCUCGGAGAAGAAGUUUCACUCCAUACCAGCUUGAUUUUUAUUUUUUUUUUCCCAAACGGGCCGAAGCAUGUGGGGGAGUCAGAUACAGUAUCUGUGCUCCCCCCUGCUGUCGAGAUAAGACCGGCUGAGGUUUUUUGCUCUUCUGCCUCUGCAUCACUUCAAGGCUUUCACCAGCAGACUUGUGAAUACCCUGAGAGUAAGUGCUUGUGUUGACACGGCAGGAUGAUCACGGACAUUACAACCUGACGAGGCUUCCGAGAGAGCGAGAGCUUUUCAUGAGCCGUUCAGAUUUGUGAAGGCGACGGCCUUUAAAACCGCUGUGGGAGAGGUUGGGUGUGGACGAAGCCUGACAGUUAACCACUCGGCUUUGUUUGUCCUCGACCACAA
Messenger RNA from Acanthopagrus latus (yellowfin seabream), 3421 nucleotides. It is a transcript of the gene cbx2, whose product is annotated as chromobox homolog 2 (Drosophila Pc class). Lineage: Eukaryota; Metazoa; Chordata; Actinopteri; Spariformes; Sparidae. The coding region runs from base 116 to 1696 and encodes 526 amino acids. Gene Ontology annotation, biological process: negative regulation of transcription by RNA polymerase II. The record is from RefSeq and is a predicted model, not a curated record. The transcript has 5 exons. Gene Ontology annotation, cellular component: heterochromatin; PRC1 complex.